AUGUAUGUGUGUAUUACACACUCACACAUACAUAUAAAUGUACGUGUGUGUAAAAUAGUUUUUGUUUGUUUUUUCAAAGGCUUUUUCUCCGUGGUAUUUCUGAAUUCAGACCUUUUUCAUGGGCAUUUCCAGGUGAAAGGGUUAAAGGUUAUGAGAGACAGAGAGAGGGAGGCGAGUGCUGUUUUCUACUCAUAUUUUUUUCACAUUCCCUCCAGUGUUUGCUUGCCUGUGUAUGUUUCACCUGUAGGAAAGAAAAUUACUCAGUUCCUGCCAUUGGUGUCCCAGUCAUAUACUGCUAGAUCUAUAGACCUGUAG
Molecule: messenger RNA, 315 nt
Organism: Candidula unifasciata
Lineage: Eukaryota; Metazoa; Mollusca; Gastropoda; Stylommatophora; Geomitridae
Source: the annotation of a GenBank genome assembly